CUCUCUGAAGCCGCCAUGGCUGGCGCCGCCCUCAUCCGGGACCUUCGACCUCCUGAAGUCCCGACCCGGAAGAGGAAACAGCCCUGCAAAGGAACUCCCCCCAGGCGCGGGAGGGUUUAUAUCACCGUCGCCAUGCAGAGAGAAGAGAAGCAGCUAGAGUUGUCCCUAGAAGCUCUCAUCAGUCAAGUAGCUGACCUGAAAAAUUCCUUAGUCAAUUUCAUUUACAAGUUGGAGAAUGAAUAUGACCGUCUUACCUGGCCUUCAGUACUAGACAACUUUGCUCUACUUUCUGGGCAACUAAACACCCUGAAUAAAGUGCUGAAGCAUGAGAAGACGCCACUGCUGCGCAAUCAGGUCAUAAUUCCUUUAGUGCUUUCCCCAGACCGUGAUGAGGAGCUCAUGCGUCAGACAGAGGGGCGAGUGCCAGUGUUCAGCCAUGAGGUUGUACCUGAUCAUCUGCGAACCAAACCUGAUCCUGAGGUGGAGGAACAAGAGAAGCAACUGAGCACAGAUGCAGCUCGUAUUGGUGCCGAUGUGGCACAGAAACAAAUCCAGAGCCUAAACAAAAUGUGUUGUAACUUAUUGGAGAAAAUCAACAAGGAAGACCGAGAGUCUGAGAGUGGAGGAAUACGGCAGAACAAGCAGACAUUCAACCCUGCUGAUACCAAUGCCCUGGUUGCAGCUGUAGCCUUUGGGAAGGGGCUCUCAAAUAGGCGGCCUCCAGGUGUUACUGGGCCUGUCCAAUCUGGUCAGCCAGGUGCCAAUAGUAUUAUAGCAGGUAGUUCUGCCAUGCAGCAGGUACAAAUGCCUGGAGCACAAGGCCAGACUCAACCCAUGCUUGGAGGAGUACAGAUGCCCCAAGGGGGGCAACCAGGAAAGAUGCCCAGCGGCAUAAAAACCAACAUCAAAUCUGCUUCAAUGCAUCCCUAUCAAAGAUGAGUAGGAAAUAUUCUGGCCUAUUGCUGAACUUGCUUUCAGGGAAACUUCUUCAUUGCCGACAGUAAGAUUCCUUGUACCCUCUGUGACCUCAGAGACAUAAUUUAUUUAAAUGGUUGUAUUGACCAUCCAGGACAAAAAAGUAUACACAAUAUUCUUCAUAGAGAGUGGCAGAGGAAGAGCACUUCUUCACAGCUCAUAUUUUGAGACAAGCACAUCAGCAAAGUAACAAAGUGAUGAGUGUUAAGCAAGAUCUUUACUCAUUCCCCUUUAUGUAUAUAAGCAAGCUGAUCGUUCUGACAAGGUAAUUUUGUUUGGAAUUUGCAUUAAACAUUGAAGAAAAAGAAUAUGUACAAUGUUUACUCCUGUGGGUUGUUUUUUCAAAAGUAAAAAUAAUGUGCUUUGCCUUAUAAGAUCCUUGUGUUUCUAGAUUAAUCAUUGAAAGUUAUUAGACUGUCUGCCUGACUUUUUUUAUAGAUUGAAUGUUUUGCCACUGAAACAGGCUAUUAAAUGAUUGUAUAUGA
Anolis sagrei ordinatus is the source of this 1460-nucleotide messenger RNA. RefSeq names its product mediator complex subunit 8 (gene MED8). Gene Ontology annotation, cellular component: core mediator complex; mediator complex. Gene Ontology annotation, molecular function: RNA polymerase II cis-regulatory region sequence-specific DNA binding; transcription coregulator activity. The record is from RefSeq and is a predicted model, not a curated record. Gene Ontology annotation, biological process: regulation of transcription by RNA polymerase II. NCBI's taxonomy places the organism in Eukaryota, Metazoa, Chordata, Lepidosauria, Squamata, Anolidae.